GAAAGAAGGUCACCCAGAUCAAAUUCCCUAUAUUCUGGUGUGGCAAGAUUUAGUGGAAAACCUACCUCCCUGGAUGGCCUCUUUCUUAACAACAGGGCCAUGCAAAAUCCUAGCGGUUAAACCUACCAACCCUCCCAAGCCACAAACUCCAAAUGCACCCCGUUCUCCCCGACAGCCAAGAUUUACUUUCCCUUGACCCUCUCCCUUACCAGAUUCCCCCCCUUAUUCCACAAGCUACCCCUAUCCCUGCUCCCGACCCCAUUCCCCCUGCGCCGGCAGAGCCUCCCGUAGCCCAGCCGAUAGAAGAACUAGAGAAUAGGGUGGCUCAACCCGCGCCCAUGCCUAGUGGGGGCGGAGUCCAAGGGCCGGCUGGACAUACCCGUAGGCGGGCCCCGCAUGAGCCAGGACUCCGCCUUCCUGACUCCACCGUAGCUUUACCCUUAUGGGAAAUAGGGCCUCCCAAUGAUACGGGGAACCCCCGACUUCAAUACUGGCCCUUCUCCACCAGUGAUUUAUAUAACUGGAAAACCCAGAAUGCCCGAUUUUCUGAUAACCCUAAAGAUUUAAUAGCUCUCCUGGACAGCGUUAUGUUUACAGAUGGGAAAAUAGUGCAUUCAAGCAUGAUGGAAUAAGAGAGGAGAUGCACA
Molecule: messenger RNA, 647 nt
Organism: Leopardus geoffroyi (Geoffroy's cat)
Lineage: Eukaryota; Metazoa; Chordata; Mammalia; Carnivora; Felidae
Product: splicing factor 3A subunit 2-like
Exons: 3
Coding region: 153-632 (159 amino acids)
Biological process (GO): viral process
Source: RefSeq, a predicted model, not a curated record